AUGGCCAAAGUGGCGGCGGAAAGUUGCGGGACGGCGCCGGCCGAGGACUUGUCCAAGGUGUCGGACGAGGAGCUGCUGCAGUGGAGCAAGGAGGAGCUGAUCCGCAGCCUCCGCCGCGCCGAGGCUGAGAAGAUGAGCGCGAUGCUGGACCACAGCAACCUGAUCCGCGAGGUGAACCGCCGCCUCCAGCUGCACCUCGGCGAGAUCCGCGGCCUGAAGGAUAUCAAUCAGAAGCUGCAAGAAGAUAACCAGGAACUGAGAGACCUCUGCUGCUUUCUGGAUGACGACAGGCAGAAAGGCAAGAGGGUGUCCCGUGAGUGGCAGAGACUGGGCAGAUACAGUGCUAGUGUCAUGCACAAAGAGGUUGCCUUGUACUUACAGAAGCUGAAAGAAUUGGAGGUGAGACAAGAAGAAGUGGUGAAAGAAAACCUGGAGCUGAAGGAACUGUGUGUGUUGUUGGAUGAGGAGAAGGGUGGCGGAGCGGGCAGCCGGAGCUCUAUUGACAGCCAAAUCAGCCUGUGCCAAUUAACUGCCACCAGCACUUACAUAAGAGAUGUUGGUGAUGGGAGCAGUACUUCUAGCACGGGAAGUACAGACAGUCCAGAUCAUCAUAAACAUCAUCCAAGUACGAGCCCAGAACAUCUUCUAAAAGCUCGGGGUGAGGGAAGCCCUGAGCACCAGAAGCACAGGAGUAUCAGCCCCGAGCAUCUCCAGAAGCCCAGGAGUUCGGGCAGUCCUGAUCAUCACCUGAAAGGACCGAGUCCAGAACAUCAGAAAACCAUUGUCAAAGCACCUGAACAGCAAAAGCACAGCAGUAGCAGUCCAGAAACUCUCCCAAAGCACGUUUUGAGUAGUAGCCCUGAACACUUUCAAAAGCAGAGGCCUGGCAGUAGCCCUGAGCAUCAAAAGCACAGCAGUGGCAGCCCAGAUCAUCUUCAAAAGCACACGCCGAGUGGCAGUACAGAACAUCUCCACAAAGUGAGGGGCACGAGCCCUGAGCACCUCAAAAAACACUAUGGAGGCAGCCCAGAGCAUCUCAAGCAUCUCAGUGCAGGCAGCAGAGAAGGUACCCUCAGGAGACAAGUAACAGAUGACCUGUCCCCUCACCACAGAAGUAUAUACAAUGGAAUGAAUGAAUCAACCUUGUCCUAUGUUAGGCAGCUGGAGGCAAGAGUAAGACAGCUGGAGGAGGAAAAUCGCGUACUGCCCCAGGAUCCCAUUAGGAUGCCAGGAGGGUCAGAGGGGAGUUACUGCUCAGCAAACGAGCCAGCUAGCGUCAGUGGACAUGGCUCAGCUUCUCAGCAGUCUGAAUCAGUGGUAAAUGCUCUGAAGGUUGUGUGGAGGAAACUUGGAGAUGCUGCAGGGUCGUGCCCUGGAAUUAGGCAACAUUUGUCAGGAAACCAGUACAAAGGACCGAUGUAAAAGGCCUGAAGCACAUCCUCUGUCUGAAGAGAAGGAAUUGGAACUGCUGACGAGAGACCAAGAACUGGCGGUGUGCUCAGCACCAUCCCAGCUGACAAUGGGUGCCCUUAUGCUCUGCAUGGGCUGCACUGCAGGCUCCUGGAGGUGGUGCUGGGAGGUCUGUUGGAGGAGCUGGCUUUGCAGUGACCCACGGAGCUCUGUCUCAGUAUGCUGGCUAUUGAAACGCUGCCGCCGCCUCGUCCCUUCAGCACCGCAUUUAGAAGCACUGAGAUAUUUCCAUUCCUAACUAAAAGACAGUAGGGGUUUUGCAGCAGUUACUUGAAGGGAGUCUUUAUUUUGGUCAGUUACAGCGAGUCUCUAGUAAGUCUGAACAAAUGUUCCACUAGAUUUACCAGUUUUUCGCCAGACUGGAGAGACAUUGAUGAACUGUUGUGCCUUUGGUCCCCACAGUUUUAACAAAGUCAUUUCUUAGCAACUCGCACUUCAGUCUAUAAGGUAUCAGCUAAUGGUGCUUAAGCAAUUUACGGCUGAUUAUUAUUAUUAUUAUUAUUAUUAUUUGCUUUGGUAGAAUAACUGCCUUUGGAGGUGCUAAAAGACCAUAACGUCUCCUAACCAGCCAGUAGUGUAGCAUAACUACAGUCCUUGUAGUGAAACACGAUUUCUUUCUAAAUGAAAGUGAAGAUAGCUUUCUGUUCAAUUUACUUUGAUGCGAAUCGUCUGAAGAUGUGUCUGGCGUUCAUGGCUCUGUACCAAACAGAACACCGAGGCACCGCCACUACAGGUCUCAGAUCAGAAUUUCCAUCAGAGUGUUCUUCAGAAAGUGUUUUCCAGCCGUCAGGACGCUAAUUUCUACUGUUUAAUUUAGAAACACGCUGGUUUAUUUAACUAGAGUCUAUAAGAAUAGGAAUUUAAAAGAUUGUACUGCGUCGUAAUAAAGCUUUUUCUUGCUGCUGUAGCGUACUUUGAAAGAAGAAGGUUUUAUUAUACUUGGAGCAUGUCUUUCAUUAUUACGAGGCAGAAAGCUCACGUUCAGACUGCCUGCGGUUUGACCAGAAGAUGACCUAGAUGUGCUUAGUUUAUUUUUUACCUCUGUGUAUACUAGUUGUGUGUAUCAAACUGCAACGAUAGGUAUUUUGUGUAUAUCUAAAAGCAACAGUAGUUUCAUGUAUGAAUGUGCAACAGGCUUGUGACCGCUGUUGCUUAACUUUUUACUGUAGCCAAGCAUAAAAAUAAUAAUAUAAGAUAAAGGGAAAAAAAAAAUAGGAAUGCAACAAUUCCUGGGUUUUUGGUUUCUUCUUGGUUCCGAAGGUUUGAGUCUGUCAGAAGCAGUUCUGUCCGAGCUUGCAACAUGCUGUGUUUGUGAGCUGUUUGCGGUGGAAUGUAGCUCUGUUGCUGUACAACCUUUUGUUGUGUAGGAGUAUGAUGUAAAAAUCUGCUAACUGUCUUCAGGAGAAAAAAAAACAAACAAGAUCUGUGUUAGUUUGCAGCAGCAAUUAGGCUGGUUUCUGUUGUUAUUUUUGCGUGGUACCAUUCAGUAAAAGGCCUCUGACCCAGCACUGAUUUCCCAACAGAACUCCUGUUUGCUCCGUCUGCUUCAGUUGGACGUGCCGUUGGCCUUGCAUUUCAAAACAUUGCCCUCUUGCAUAAUUUCUCACAUAUAUACCCCAGACCCAGCAGCUGUGUGCUGUCUUUACGCAUUGAUUUUCUCCCAUACAGAUCGUUUGCAUAGUUAAACUUAAAUUGUUGUAUUCCUAUGUAUCUAUAUAUAUAUAUAUGUAUGAAAAAUGUAAACCAUGUACUUGUGCCUGCAGUAUGUAUGUGCAGGGGCAGAGCUGAGGGAUGCUGGUCUUUUGACACUAUACUUGUGUAAAUUUUGAUACUGUAUUAAACUAUUUUUUUACAGUUCGACAUACGACUGGGUAUCAAGUAUCUGUGUUCAUCUUAGCAAUGGUAAUAAAUUAUAGAAUCUCA
Molecule: messenger RNA, 3393 nt
Organism: Coturnix japonica (Japanese quail)
Lineage: Eukaryota; Metazoa; Chordata; Aves; Galliformes; Phasianidae
Gene: CCDC85A
Product: coiled-coil domain containing 85A
Source: RefSeq, a predicted model, not a curated record